Messenger RNA from Magnolia sinica, 1029 nucleotides. RefSeq names its product GTP-binding nuclear protein Ran1B-like. The record is from RefSeq and is a predicted model, not a curated record. Gene Ontology annotation, molecular function: GTPase activity; GTP binding. NCBI's taxonomy places the organism in Eukaryota, Viridiplantae, Streptophyta, Magnoliopsida, Magnoliales, Magnoliaceae. The transcript has 8 exons. The coding region runs from base 141 to 806 and encodes 221 amino acids. Gene Ontology annotation, cellular component: nucleus; cytoplasm. Gene Ontology annotation, biological process: protein import into nucleus; ribosomal subunit export from nucleus.
GCCGAGGUAGUCGCGUCAACUUGAAGCUACAAGAAAAUCUUAGGGCCCGGAAAUGUUUUCUAUAAAUACCCAACAACUUCCCUCGCAUUCGCAUUCCUACGGAAUUUCUCGUAGCAGAGAAAGAUCUCUCCCGAAAAUCGAUGGCCUUGCCGAAUCAGCAGCAAGUUGACUAUCCGAGCUUCAAGCUCGUGAUCGUCGGGGAUGGAGGAACAGGGAAGACAACCUUUGUUAAGAGGCAUCUUACAGGAGAGUUCGAAAAGAAGUAUGAACCUACAAUUGGUGUGGAAGUUCAUCCCCUGGACUUCUUCACAAACUGUGGGAAAAUCAGAUUCUAUUGCUGGGAUACUGCUGGUCAAGAGAAAUUUGGUGGCCUUAGAGAUGGAUACUAUAUCCAUGGCCAAUGUGCGAUCAUCAUGUUCGAUGUCACUGCCCGAUUAACAUACAAAAAUGUUCCUACGUGGCACCGUGAUCUCUGCCGGGUUUGUGAGAACAUCCCCAUUGUUCUAUGUGGCAACAAGGUUGACGUCAAGAACAGGCAGGUGAAAGCAAAGCAGGUUACUUUCCACAGAAAGAAGAAUCUCCAAUAUUAUGAGAUUUCUGCUAAGAGCAAUUACAAUUUCGAGAAGCCUUUCCUUUAUCUUGCUAGGAAGCUUGCAGGAGAUCCUAAUCUUCACUUUGUUGAGUCGCCUGCUCUUGCGCCUCCGGAAGUGCAUAUUGACAUGGCUGUACAACAACAGCAUGAGGCAGAGCUUGCUGCCGCCGCCGCCCAGCCACUGCCAGAUGAGGAUGAUGAUGCAUUUGAUUAGAGAGAGAGAACUAGGAUUACUAGUGGAGGUUCAUGGUUUUGCUCUCUUUUUUUUCCGCCCCAGAUAUCUUCCUUCUCACAAAUUUUCUGCCGUAUACUUGAGAUUUUCUUCGAACCAAAUCAUGUCAAGGUUAUUCUGUUAUGAUUUGAACCAUUUGGUCAAUUUGCUUGUAAACAUUGUGGAAUUUUAUUGGAGAAUAUGAGUUUGGUCUUAUGAUUAAAAA